CAACCUGUGACAGUUUAUGAGCACUGACUAUUUUGUUUGUUGGUACUUUCACUGAAGAGUACUAAAGAAUGAUUUUUUCCUCCUAAGAUGGAUGGUGACAGCUCCACAACAGACGCUUCUCAGCUGGGGAUCUCUGCAGGUUACAUUGAAGGAAGUCACUAUGUUAUACAGCCGCACGACGAUACUGAGGACAGCAUGAAUGAUCACGAAGACACAAAUGGUUCAAAAGAAAGUUUCAGAGAACAAGAUAUAUAUCUCCCAAUUGCAAAUGUGGCUAGGAUAAUGAAAAAUGCCAUACCUCAAACGGGAAAGAUCGCAAAAGAUGCCAAAGAAUGUGUUCAAGAAUGUGUGAGUGAGUUCAUCAGCUUUAUAACAUCCGAGGCAAGUGAAAGAUGCCACCAAGAGAAACGGAAAACAAUCAAUGGAGAAGAUAUUCUCUUUGCCAUGUCUACUUUGGGCUUCGAUAGUUAUGUGGAGCCUCUGAAAUUAUACCUUCAGAAAUUCAGAGAGGCCAUGAAAGGAGAGAAGGGCAUCGGUGGAGCAGUCACAGCUACAGAUGGACUUGGUGAAGAGCUGACAGAGGAGGCAUUUACUAACCAGUUACCAGCUGGCUUAAUAACCACAGAUGGUCAACAACAAAAUGUUAUGGUUUAUACAACAUCAUAUCAACAGGUACAAUUUCUGGUGUUCAGCAAAUUCAGUUUUCAUGAUCUGAAGAAAUGAUGGAAUGGGGAGCGUGGAGAGGCGAGAGUGUAUGAUUCUGGAACAGAGACAUCUAGGAAAAUGACUGGUGAAAAGAUGUCUCUUUGUACGUUAUUAGCUGUAAUGUAGCUUCCUGAUGCUUGGCUAAUUGAGGUGUUAAUUCUGACUUGAGAAUCUUUUUCAUGAAUGGUUUUAAAGAAAAAUUUGGAUUUUAGAGGUAUUAAAAAUAUUUUUGUUUUGUACAAGAGUUUGUUGCUCUGUAUGACUCCUGUAUGCAUUGUAUAUUGCAAUUUAUUACUGUCAGAGAUUUGUAGACAGUUUCUUAUUUUCAUAUUGAAUCAUGUUACUUUUGUAAUUCAAGUAAGCAGCUGGGUUAAUUCAUGAUGUUUGCCCUUUUAAUAAAAUAUAAGGGGUAGUGUUCAUUUUGAAUGCAAGUUGCCUUUAUUAUAAAUUUGAGUUUGUCUUGGUUAUGUAUCUUGCAUGAUAACCUAGCUAGAUUUUUAGCAUUUGCCAUAUUUAUUAAAAAAAUUUUUUUGGUAAAACAUUCAUAGCUUAAGCAGCACCAUUAAAAAAAAAAAUGUAGUUGAGUAAGUGUGAAUGCAGAAGCAAAUAUUGUCUGCCCUAUUAAACUUGGUGCCCAUUAACAGUGUUUACACUGUUCAUUGUGCCUGUUACUGUAGUUUUAGUUACUGGAGCUUUUGUUAAGACUAGAUUUGUUUUUGAGUUACGUUAUUGCGAGUGUUGGAAUUCACUUAAGUUUAAUUUAGUCCUAGCGCUUUUGAGAUGGUGCCCCUUUUAUUUGUACAGGAUUUUUUCAAAGCAUAUUUUCAAGUACUAUCGUGUCCUCUUUCAGAAGAGGAGUCUUAUAGUCUGAUGUAAAUGUCCUCAUUUUACCUUUCUAAUUGAAACGUUACGUUUCCUAUUAAACAUGGGAACUAAGAAGCAUCAGACAUCAUUGUGUGCACAGAUCCUCUGCACAGUGAGUGAAUGGAACAGAGAAGAGUGAGUGCUGUGAGCAGUGGGAAACUGAAGCCGCGGACUUCCAGUGUGCUGUCUUGACCUUUGCAAUAAACUACACUGAGAUAUGUAACUUUGUAUAAUUUAGUAGUAUGUACUUGGAUUGUUUCUCUUUUAAAAAGUGAAGACUUCUAUUUUCUCAUCUAUUCUCUUUGGUGUUAAUUAACCUGAGGGUUUUUUUUUAAGUUUUAAUAUCAAAAAUUGCUGUUGUACAGUUUGCCUAAAAGGACGUUUGAGUGAAUAUCAUCUUUGAAGGACACUCGGAUUUAUAAGGUAAAAGCAGUUUCCCAGGGACAGGCUGAGCAGAAACAUGUACUUUGCCAGAAGGAGGCUUUGGGGGGCGUUCUUGGCCAAGUUGAGGUUAAUAACUCCCUCACCUCCUAGGCCCCAUUUAAAAAAUAAUGUUCAUUAUAGAAAAUUCAAAUUGGGAGAAAGGAGGGGCGUAGUUAAGCAAAUCAACAAUCAUCCUACUAUGUUGAAAUGACCAGUGUUAAUAUUUUGAUAAAUAUCAUUUGUCCUUUUACUUUGCUAAAUAUGUAUAUUUUUAUAAAAAAUGGGCUCAUAUUGUGCAUACUGUUUUGUAACCUGCUUUUUUCACUUAACAAUAUACUGUGAAUAUCUUUUCCAGGUCACGCAUAGUCUUCUGCAUCAUUUUUAUUGGUUUGUUAUUCUGUUGUAUGACUGAAUCUUAACUUAUUUAAUCCUCUAUUGGACAUUUUGACUAUUUACAUCUUUUCACAGUUAUAAACAACACUUCACAGAAUCUUGUGUACAUCCAUGACUCUUUUCUUACAUUCUUAGGAGAAUUGCUGGAUUGCCAGAUAUGCAAAAUUUUAAGGCUUCUGAUACUUACAUAUGGUGUAUUUUUGAAACAUCUUCCACUUGAUCCAGGCAGUAUGUCACUAUAUAACUGAUAAAAGCCUUGAUCUUUGGUUAUCAGAUUCUUUCUCUAGAAUUAGUUUAAAGAUUAGGUUAUGUUUGAAUAAAGAAUCAAGAUAAAAAAGGAACUUGACAGUUUUAAAAUUUAAAUCAGUAUAUACUAAAACAAAUUUCUGAACUUAAUAAUUUGCUACUGGUGCUAAAACUUGACUCUUAGGUAAAGUGAGGUCACCUUCGGGCAAUUUGGGCUUCCUCUCACGGGAAAGAAGAUGGACCUUCCCUAUGUGUCAGGCGCAUGACGUCCUGGUGUUGGUGUCUUCGUUGGCCCUUAGUGCAUGUAAUGUCACAUUUCUCCCUUGGAACUUCUUAAGCAUGCAUGCUUUUCUGUUCACCUAAAGGUGUAUUUUAGAAUUUUGUAAAUACUGUUUCUAUGAGUAUCUAAGAGAAAAGUGGGUUUCAGUGAGUACGUUCCAGGUAGAAGAAGGUACUUGGGUAGCUUCUGUCUGUCCCCUUCAGUACUCAUUAUAAUGGAGAUGCUUGAGUAUAUUUUUAAAUGCUGCCUUCCUAAAGUCAUAUCCUUCAAUGUGAUGGUGUUUGAAGCUAUCUGUAUUUCUUUUCCUCCCAUAGUGUACUAUCUGUGCAGUGUUUUCCUUUUCUCAAAGACAUGUGCCUGUUUUCUGGAUUGCCUUGGUGGGCUAAAUUAGGAAUACCAGUUACCUUUACAAAUUCUAAUUGAAUAUAGGUAUGAGGACCCAACUAAAAGGAUUUCUACAGCAAUAGCAAUGAGGCAUGUAAAGUGAACAAAAUAGCUGCUACCAUUUGCCAAGAAUGAAAUCUUGCACUGCAAGGUUUUAAAAUAUAUAUGUAUUUCUCUUAAGGAAAGUGGUUAGAUUGUAUCAGCAGUCCAAAAUAAGACAAUGUUUGUUGCUUUCUGUGAUAAAAUACACUAAGUCAUUCAAAUAAGUGAUACUGGGUAAGGUCUAUACCAGCAGUCCCCAACCUUUUUGGCAUCUGGGGCCGGUUUCGUGGAAGACAAUUUUCCAUGGAUGGGGUGGCGGGAGUGGUGGUUUCAGGAUGAUUCAAGUGCGUAGCAUUGAUUGUGCACUGCAUUUCUAUUAUGACUACAUUGUAAUAUAUAUUGAAAUAAUUUUACAACUCAUUUAAAAAAGGAGGUGUGGAUGGAAAUGGUAAAUAAUGGGUGGGGCCGUGCGUGAACGAAAAUAAAUGUCAGGUUCUGAUUUAAAGCCUGCCGCC
This is a messenger RNA of Carlito syrichta (Philippine tarsier), 3852 nucleotides long. It is a transcript of the gene NFYB, whose product is annotated as nuclear transcription factor Y subunit beta. The coding region runs from base 88 to 723 and encodes 211 amino acids. Gene Ontology annotation, biological process: regulation of transcription by RNA polymerase II. Gene Ontology annotation, cellular component: CCAAT-binding factor complex; nucleus. The record is from RefSeq and is a predicted model, not a curated record. The transcript is spliced from 6 exons. NCBI's taxonomy places the organism in Eukaryota, Metazoa, Chordata, Mammalia, Primates, Tarsiidae. Gene Ontology annotation, molecular function: protein heterodimerization activity; RNA polymerase II cis-regulatory region sequence-specific DNA binding; DNA-binding transcription activator activity, RNA polymerase II-specific.